CAGAGUCCUUUUUUGGUGUUGAACCAUAACUGUCAACUACCACUAUGUAUCAAAAGAGCAUAUCUGGAGUGAGGCUUAUAACUAUAUUCAUCACUGUACAAAAAAUAGGCUGAGCUGCUUGUUGCUUAUUGUAAACGGGUUGAUUAAUGGCAGAAAUGAUCAAAGACGCCCUUACCAGUAGUGGUAGCAGCUCUGGUAGACUCUCCCUCCCUCCUGAUCUAGCGGUCAUCGCUGCCCGUGAGUUGAACGAGACGCCUCAGGUAAGGAGACAGGCCCUCGUAGAGUUCAGACGAGCACUAAACGAGGAAGAAGCUCAUGAUGAAGAAGACCCUACCCCUGAUGAUGACUCCAUUCUACUUAGAUUUCUUAGAUGCAAGAAAUUCGACGUUUCUAGAUCCCUAUCAGUCUACAACGGGUACAAGGCAUUUAGAAAGAACAACAAGGAGCUUUUUAACGACUUGACUCCAUCUAGAGUCAGCCAUAUUUGGGACAACGGUCUCCUGGGAGCACUGGAGAGCAGAGACAAACACGGUAGAGCGGUAAUGGUCUCAUUUCCUGGUACAUGGGACCCAGAAACCCAACCCCUGGAAGACGUAUUGAGAGCAAUGAUACUCCAGCUAGAGCAUCUUAUCGAAGACACGAUGACACAAGUCACGGGGAUUGUGUUGAUUGCUGAUUUCAAAGACUUUUCUCUCUAUCAAGCAAAAUGCAUCAGACCGUGGUUUUUUCAAGGGAUGUCAGCCCUAGUCCAGAAUGCUUUUCCUGCACGUUUCAAAGGAGUGUACAUAUUACAUCAACCGUGGUACAUCAGUCUGAUAAUGGCAGUAGUGAGUAGACUAUUAACUGAGAAAAUGAACAGCAGGAUUCACAUGCUAGGCGAUGAUUUAAAUGAACUCUCUAAUGAUUUUAAUCUCGACACAUUACCGGAGGAAUUCGGUGGGCACGGCGAGCCUUACAAUGGUCAUCAUUGGACUGAUGUAAUGACUAGUAAAGAGAAUGAAGGAAUAGCACCUAAUGAUGAGAAGGACAAUAAAGACUCACCUAGCAGGAUUGAAUGCACUGCCCCUCGACCGAAUAAGCUAAGAUUAGAAACUGAAAUAUAAAUAAUAAUUAUUAUUUGUAUUUUGGUUUUGCCAUUAUAAUUUUUAUAACUGUC
This is a messenger RNA of Amphimedon queenslandica, 1156 nucleotides long. Its product is annotated as retinaldehyde-binding protein 1-like. The record is from RefSeq and is a predicted model, not a curated record. Bases 147 to 1103 code for a protein of 318 amino acids. Gene Ontology annotation, cellular component: membrane. Lineage: Eukaryota; Metazoa; Porifera; Demospongiae; Haplosclerida; Niphatidae. The transcript is spliced from 3 exons. Gene Ontology annotation, molecular function: phosphatidylinositol bisphosphate binding.